AUGUCCGGAAUUUUAGUGUUCAAGAGAUGUCUAAGCGAUGCACAAAGGAAAGAUAUUUUAUUAGACUGCUUGAACAAUAAGUUUGAUAAAGUACUUUCCACAAUCAGAAAAAUUGCGCCGGCUGACAUGGAUUAUUCCAUUUUACAAACUAUCUUAUCCAGAGGUUGUUAUCAUGGUCACAUUGAAUCUGUGUCCCAUAUAUGGUAUAAAUAUGUGAGGAGGGAAAAAUCACUCAUUGUGUCACCUCCAUUGCUGUGUGAGAUCGGGACCCUCGCCCUGAAUGAGGGCAAAUAUUACCUUCCAAAACAAUUGCAUUACCAUUUCAAAUUAUUUUUUGGCCCUGAAUCAAAUUCUAGUUUGGGUCAAUAUACAGAAUACGAAUUGCUGAGAAUAAAGGUGGAAAGUUUUGCAAAGGGCACAUCAAGCUCAACAAACUUCAGGGAGAAAUGGAAGGUAUUUCUAGAAGAUGUAGACCAUCACUUUCCGCCAGAUUUUAGGCUCAGUGUGUGGGACUACCCACAUUUGGCAAGAAGCAUCCCCCAAGGUGAUGAUGAUAGAAUAGUUAAAAUGCUAUUUACAGAAGAUCAGAUUGAAAUCGUAAAUAAUCACACUCUUCCCUUGUUGCUAAAUAUGAUUCUCCUGCAAAAGCAGCACAGCAUCGAACGCAAAUUCAAUUUAUUUAGACGAUUUCAUCAAUUCUGUCCAAUACUAAAGUACGACGAUACAUUGACCAUUUUACUCAGGCAGUGUGAACUUGCUUGUGAUGGCUACCGCAUGAAUGUGCUGCUUGAGUAUGUUCAAGAUAACAAGAUGCCGCAGCUGUGUCGCAAGGCCUCGGAAAUUAUGCUUCGUGCAAGGAAGCAAACGAAUCAUGCAACAAUACCGGUUUAA
Zygotorulaspora mrakii is the source of this 891-nucleotide messenger RNA. RefSeq names its product Pet122p (gene PET122). Gene Ontology annotation, molecular function: translation initiation factor activity. The transcript has a single exon. Bases 1 to 891 code for a protein of 296 amino acids. NCBI's taxonomy places the organism in Eukaryota, Fungi, Ascomycota, Saccharomycetes, Saccharomycetales, Saccharomycetaceae. Gene Ontology annotation, biological process: positive regulation of mitochondrial translation. Gene Ontology annotation, cellular component: mitochondrial inner membrane. The record is from RefSeq and is a predicted model, not a curated record.